This is a messenger RNA of Scleropages formosus (Asian bonytongue), 949 nucleotides long. RefSeq names its product deoxyuridine 5'-triphosphate nucleotidohydrolase, mitochondrial-like. NCBI's taxonomy places the organism in Eukaryota, Metazoa, Chordata, Actinopteri, Osteoglossiformes, Osteoglossidae. The transcript is spliced from 7 exons. The coding region runs from base 242 to 787 and encodes 181 amino acids. The record is from RefSeq and is a predicted model, not a curated record. Gene Ontology annotation, molecular function: magnesium ion binding; dUTP diphosphatase activity. Gene Ontology annotation, biological process: dUMP biosynthetic process; dUTP catabolic process.
UGUAUGGGACAAGCGGUUCUGAAAAUGUGUGUUUGUUGCUGUAAAUGUUGAAAAUUUGAAGAGAAAUCCUGAAUCGUAAUCCAAAUGUUGGUUUUAAAACUCUACUACGCUACAAAACGUAUUUGACACCCAUAAGGCCUCAUGCCGAAUUCCUUACAGCAGCUGCUCGAUUGACGGGAGCUCCAGAAAGGCUGAGAGUCACAGGCGCGACACAGGAGCUGCGCGGCGCUAAUGGCGGUAAAUGGCGGGUAAAGGAGAAGGACGAGGAGAAAAGAUGCCUUCCUCGGACGUUUCCAAGCUGGACUGCGGAGCGAUUUCUCCGGCGAAGCGCUUUCGGGUGGAAGCGGAGGCUGAGCUGAGACCCGUGCUGAAAUUCGCCAAGCUUUCCGAAAACGCCACGGUUCCCACGAGGGGCUCAGCCAGAGCAGCGGGCUACGAUCUCUACAGUGCAUAUGACUACACGGUGCCCCCCUUGGACAAAGCCGUGGUGAAAACGGACAUCCAGAUCGCCCUUCCUCCCGGCUGCUAUGGUCGAGUUGCUCCACGGUCCGGAUUGGCGGCGAAAAACUUCAUUGAUGUCGGAGCUGGAGUUGUAGAUGAAGACUACAGAGGGAAUGUUGGUGUUGUGCUCUUCAACUUCGGAAAAGAACCUUUUCAAGUGAAAAAGGGAGACCGCGUGGCCCAGCUCAUCUGUGAGAGAAUCUGCUAUCCAGAACUCGAACAGCACGAGAGCCUGGAUGAGACGGCACGUGGACAUGGUGGCUUUGGAUCGACGGGCAGGAAUUAAGAGGGCGUGUACUGUGACUUUUAAUACUUGAAUCAUACUUUUAAUGCAAUUUUUAAUAGAGCUCAUGUUUUAUGAGUUGCUAUAUGAAACUGCUCUCCCUGGAGUUUGUUAAAUCCUGAAUUUCUGCUGUUAUAAUAAAGUGUUUUUUGUUUUGUUUUUGUA